Messenger RNA from Centropristis striata (black sea bass), 5663 nucleotides. RefSeq names its product gon-4 like b (gene gon4lb). Gene Ontology annotation, molecular function: transcription coregulator activity. NCBI's taxonomy places the organism in Eukaryota, Metazoa, Chordata, Actinopteri, Perciformes, Serranidae. The record is from RefSeq and is a predicted model, not a curated record. Gene Ontology annotation, biological process: regulation of DNA-templated transcription. Gene Ontology annotation, cellular component: nucleus.
AACAGAAGCUAACAGGCUAACAGGAGCCAUGGCGGAGUAAACAGAUGGAGGCUGGCGGCAGAAUGACGCGGACGGAGCGGCGGCGUCCUGCUGCAGAAGACGUCUGUCCUCUGGAGUCCAAACGGGACAGGAAGUCAGAGACGGCGUCCACGCCUUGGACGGGACGGUCCGGCGAGGACGGCGGACGGGACGUGUCCGGGGUCGUCAUGGCAACACGCGGCCACGUGGGAUCAGGUUCCAGUAAUCCGAGCGGAGAGACGAGCGACUCUGACGAGCUGGGACGCCUCGACAUCGACCUGGACAGGAAGUCACGGCAGCACAACCUGACCUCCAGCAACGUGUUCGCCAUCCUGCACGAGGUCAUUACCCACGAGCGUGUGGUGGCCAUGAUGAAAGCGGCCAUCAGAGACACUCAGGACCUGCCCAUGUUUGAGCCGAAGAUGACUCGCUCCAGACUGAAACAGGCCGUUCAGCAGGGACAGCCGCUGUCCUGGAGUCUGUCAGCAGUGAACUCAGUGAAGCCUCCUCAGUUCGUGGACAUCGAGCUUGAGGAGGACGAGGACUCGUCAGAUGAAGAGUAUUGUCCUGAUGAGGAGGAGGAGGAGGAGGACACAGCUGAGGAGACCUUCCUCAGUGAUGCAGACAGCUUGGCUUCACCUCCCAGAAUGCAUCAGGGCACUAAACCAAAACUACCGGCAGACCAGAAGACUGAAGAACCCCUGCAGGGAUCUCCAGACCUCCUGGGGGAGCCGGUGGCUCCUCAUCUCCUCUCUGCUCCUGAAUCUUCCUUCCUGGAGAGACUGAAAGCUGUGGAGGAGGAGCUGGACUGUAGCCCCGCCUUCACCUACAACCAGUCUCUGGACAGGAAGGCUGAUGAUGAAGGUGUUGGGGGUCCCUCGUCUUCUGGAGGUUGUUUGGCGUACCGUACGCGCUCCAAGCGUCCUCUGGUCAACGUCCCCCUGGGGCAGCUGGAGGCGGAGCUUCUGGCCCCUGACAUCACAGCGGACAUGUACGAGCCAAGCGCCGCCCAGGGCGAGGAGGACCGCCAUUGGACCCGGUGGCUCCGGGGUCUCAUGGCCCCCGACAGCGAAGAGGAAGCAGACGAUGAGGACGACCCGGAGUACAACUUCCUGGACGACUUGGAUGAACCCGACCUGGAGGACUACAGGACGGACCGGGCUGUCCAGAUCACCAAGAAGGAAGUGAACGAGCUGCUGGAGGAGCUCUUUGAUACGCUCCAGGAGGAAGACUUGGCAGCUGAAGAGCAGGAGGAGGCCCAGGAGGAAGAGGAGCCGUCACAGACUGGACCCAAGUUUAACGUCCCCCAAGCGUUACGUUUCGAGGCUCCGCUAGCCAGCAUGUUGACGGAGCGGCGGCGGACGGUCAGGAAGCAGUAUGAAGCUCUGCAGCAGAGGAGAGCCCUGCAGGACUCCACCAACCACCUGAGGGACAACGUGAACCCCAGGGAGCCCCACAACACGGCCCCGGUCUUAGUGCUGCCGGGCCGGGUCUGCCCCGCCCUGCACCUGGACUACAGGCAGAAACUGCAGCUCCAGCAGCAGAUGCAGCAGCAUGUGCAGCUGCUGACUCAGGUUCACCUGAUGAGUCGCCACAUGGACGCCCUCAACCACGAAGCCUCCAUCACCAAACACUACCUGGAGGAGCUGCAGCAGUUUGCCAGAUGUCAGGAGGAGGUUUUCCUGCCCAGCUGUUUCAGAGUGUGUAACCUGCAGGAGGCGCUGGAUCUCCUGCAGGAGGAGCAGCAGAGUGCGGAGCCUCCUGCUGCUCCUGCUGCUCCUGCUGCUGCCUCCAGACGCUGGCUCCCCACCAUGACUCCAGCCACCAACAGUCAGGCCUUCCCUCUGCUGCCCGCCUCCACCGCCUGGCUGUUCGCCACCCGGCCGCUCUUCCUUUACCCAGAACUACUUCCUGUCUGCAGCCUGGACCGCCCCACCGUCCAAACCCGCCGCCGCCACCGCAACGUCUUCACCGCCGGAGAGGACGGGCUGAUUGUUUUGGGUCUGAAGCACUUUGAGGGGACGUUGCAGCCGGAUCAGCUGAUCAGCUCCUACCUGCUCUGUAAGAGUCGCUGGAACUUCAGGAAACACGUCAGAGAGCUGAGCGGGCCGAGGGCGCCCAGCAACAACGCCAUCAAGGCGUUCCUGACGCAGCGAGUCGUGCCCCCGUUGCCGCUGGCCUGCAGCAGAGUGGAUCCUGGAGAGCGGCGCCCCCCGGUGGACAGAGACCCCUCCAACAUGCCCAACUGGCUCAAGAACAGUCAGCUGAUCAUCCAGAAGACCCGGCUGAGCUCCACCUGUUACCCCCCCUCCCUCCCCCCGGGCUGCACUCUGAGGCUCCACCCCCAUUACCUCAACAAGUCCUCCCACGCCCGGCCCCCCCCUCACAGACGCCUGUUCGCUUUGGCCCACAAUGCAUCUCUGCUGCCCCUCGCCAAAGCCCCGUCAGACAGACAGGUGGACUCUGUGGUGGACAGACAGACAGUGAGACAGGUGGACAGGCAGACACUGUCCCGUCCUCCGUCUGGUGUCUCAGGAACACUGGCUCCGCCUCCCGCUGUCCCAUUGGCUGUUCACACAGUCCCUGCCCACCCCCUCAUCCAGUGCUGCCUUCCUAUUGGUCAGAGGAUCCAACAGAGGGUUUCUAGGCAACAAAGCAGCGCCCCCCCCCUCCUCCUCCACCUUCCCUCCCCGACUAACCCUCAGACUGCAAAUCCCAUAAUGCCUUGCUCAGCUGACGCCGUGAGGCCGGCAUACUUCCUCCUCCAGAUGGUGUGGACGCCACCAGCUCCGCCCACCGCCUCCUCCUCCCAGCACCUCCACCGGCCAAUCAAAGAAGAGCCAAAGGAGGCGGACCAGACCUCCACAAGGCCACGCCUUCCACUGGAGGAGGAGAGACGGGUGGAGGAGGAGAGACAGGUGGAGGAGGACAGUCCAGCAUCAACACUGAGCCCUGUUUCGUCCUGUGCAGGAGAGGAAGAGGAGCAGAACUGGACUCCUCUGGUCCAUUUGAACGGAGGAGAGGAGGAAGGAGGUGAGGAGGAGGAGGAGGAGGAGGAUGGACAGAGGGAGGACGGGGGAGGAGAAGGUGAGGAGGAGGAGGAGGAGGAUGGACAGAGGGAGGACGGGGGAGGAGAAGGUGAGGAGGAGGAGGAGGAGGAUGGACAGAGGGAGGACGGGGGAGGAGAAGGUGAGGAGGAUGGAGAGAAGGAUAAGGAUGAAGAUCAGGACCGACAGGGUGAGGAGGACGAGGAGGAGGACUUUGAUGACCUCACACAGGAUGAAGACGAGGAGGAAGUGAUGUCAUCAGCGUCGGAGGAGUCGGUGCUAUCGGUUCCAGAGUUACAGGAGACCAUGAAGCAGCUGACCUGGCUGGCGGCGGAGCGGCGGCUCUGUGCAGACGGCGACUCAGAGGAGGACCACUCUCCGACUUCAGCCGGCUCUCAGGAGGAGGAGGAGGAGGAGGAAGAUGAAGGGCCAAAAGGGGAGGAGUCAGGAGAAGGGAGAAGCAGCGAGGCGGGACGUGACGAGGAGAUGCCAGCAGGCGAGGGGAUGGCCAGAGGAGGAGGGCGGUGUCCCGGACGGGGCCGAGGACGAAGCCGACCUCCUCGUGGUCUGAGGAGGAGUCGUCAGGAGCGUCACAGUAAAGAUGCCACCAAACUGUUACUGCUAUAUGAUGAAAACAUCCUGAACAACGACCCACACAGAGAGAGCAAAGACGUGGCGUUCGCCCAGAGUUACCUCAACAGGGUGCGUGAAGCGCUGCAGGACGUACCUGAGCAGGUGGAAGAGUUUGUGUCUCUGCUGAACGACUUUGAGCAGGUGGGAGACGGACAGGAAGUGAUGCUGCUGUUCAGGAAGCUGCGCUGCGUCCUGGGAGACCGAACCGACCUGCUGAGAGACUUCGCCGCCUUCCUGCACCCCGAGCAGGCGCUGCAGUGUGGACUGUUUCAGGAGCAGCAGGCGUUUGAACGCAGCCGCCGCUUUCUGCGACAGUUAGAGAUCAGCUUUGGAGAUAACCCGUCGCAUUAUCAGAAGAUCAUCAAAGCUCUGCAGACCGGUCCAGACCUGAGUCCAGCCAGUGUCCACGAGCUGAAGGCUCAGAUGGCGGCGCUGCUGAAAGGCCACACCCACCUACAAGCUGAGUUCUGGGUGUUUUUUGACGAGCUCCGCCCCCCUCCGGCCCGGCCGGGACAGUUUGAAGAAGCUCAUUGGCCGGAAGACGGAGGGGGCGGGUCAGACGGCGGUGAGGGUGGCGGCCACAUGUCGGGCGGCGGCACCAGCAGCGGCUUCGAGGAAGUGACGCUCCCAGAGCUGGAAGAGGAAGAGGAGGGGCUUAAGAUCCAACCAAUGACCAGCCGGCGCCGCAGGAGGAAGAUGGACGCACACAGAAACUACAAGGUCUGUGAUUGGUCGGAUAAGGACUGGCCCUGCCUCUGUCGUGAUGCAAAGAUCCGCAGGAGGAAAGGAUGCUCGCAUUGCCACGGCAACAAGACCUCAGGGGGCGUGUCCAGAGCCAUGAAGAGUCUCGACCCGCUGUACUCACAGAUGAGCUCCGCCCCCGACGAACCAGGAGACAAAGACCUGGACCUGAAGGGGGACGAUGACAGUCCACAGCCAGAUCGGAGUGGUGCAUCAUGGGAAGGCUCGUUUCCUCUGAUGGAUGAGAAGGAGGAGGAGGAGGAGGAGCUUGAUGAUGAGGACGACGAUGAAGAAGAGGAGGAGAGGAGGACAGACUGUCCGUCUGUCACCUCCUCCUCCUGUCCGUCUGUCACCUCCUCCUCCUGUCCGUCUGUCACCUCCUCCACCUGUCCGUCUGUCACCUCCUCCUCCUGUCCGUCUGUCACCUCCUCCUCCUGUCUGUCCAUCACCUCCUCCUCCUGUCUGUCCAUCACCUCCUCCUGUCUUUCUGUCGCCUCCUCUACCUUCACUUCUACCUCCGUCACCUCAUCUACCUCUCCCACUAUAUCCUCCUCCAUCAUCACCUCCUCCUCUCUGUCCCCCUCCUCCGCUGCUCCUCCUCGGCCCAGUCCUCCUCCUGACCUCCCUGUCUGUGCCAAAAACAUUUCUCUGACUGCAAGCGGAGAGAAAGUCAUCCUCUGGACCAGGGAGGCGGAUCGGGUCAUUUUGACGACCUGUCAGCAGGAAGGAGCCAAUCAGAACACGUUCCAGGCCGUCUCUAAUCUGCUUGGCAACAAGACUCCGAGCGAGGUUUCUCGCCGGUUUCGGGAUUUGAUGCGUUUGUUUCGGACAGCGGCUCGUCAAAACAGCUCCGAGGAUGAGGCUCCGCCCACCGAGCUGACGACAGCCAAUGCGGAGGAAGACUGAUGUUAACCAAUGAGAGGAGACGGAGGACUUUUAUUGUGAAAGGAUUAAUUUAUUGUACAUAAAAACGUAAAUAUGAAAAUCUGAUUAUUUAAUGUUUUUGUAAAAAGGUUAGUUUUUUUUCCUCUUUUUUUUUUUUUUUUUUACAAUAAAACCAUUUUUCCAUCAAAGUCUGUUGGUUGUCCUCACUCAGACCACAUCAGACCACAUCAGACCACUUCUGAUCACUUCAGACCACAUCAGACCACUUCAGAUCACUUCAGACCACAUCAGACCACUUCAGACCACUUCUGGUGUUCAUGUGAUGACACAAUCAGGAAA